UCCGUUCCCUUUAGAAGCAGCCAAAUAACAAAACACAAAACUUAUUAAAAGGACAACUGUGUAUCCAUCCUCUUGAAUAUUAAAACAAGACUUUGCAACAACUGCAAUUGAUUUUCAUUAGUUUAUUGAUCCUCAAGAGAAGAAAACGAAUAUGGCUACUCUUCAUCACAUUCACAGCAUCAACUUCUCUUCUGUUUUUCCAUCUCAUUCUUCUUCUUCAUCACUUACCAAGAGAUCUCUUUCUUAUAAAUAUAAAUUCCCGGCAACCGGAAACCGGAUGGCUCGGUUAUAUUCUUCGUCUGAUGAUCGUGCUAAGGUGUUUGAUGUUGUAAUAGUUGGUGCUGGUAUCAUUGGUUUAACCGUUGCUAGACAGUUUCUUAUGGAUUCGGAUUUAUCUGUGGCGAUAGUUGAUAAAGGUCUUCCUUGUUCUGGUGCCACUGGUGCAGGGCAGGGAUAUCUGUGGAUGACCCACAAAACACCAGGGAGUGCGACAUGGGAUCUUUCUAUGAGAAGUCACCAACUUUGGACGAUGAUGGCAGAAAACCUACAAGAGCAAGGCUUGGAUCCUAUUGUGGAGCUUGGUUGGAAAAAAACUGGGAGCCUUCUAGUCGGUAGAACUCGUGCGGAGUCAGACAUGCUAAAAGGGAGGGUGAAACAGCUUAGUGAGGCUGGGUUGAAAGCCGAGUUCCUGGGUAGCAGUGAUUUGUUGAAACGGGAACCUGAUCUGUUGGUGGAUAAAGACACUGCAGCUGCAUUUCUACCAGAUGACUGCCAAUUGGAUGCUCAUCGUACUGUUGCAUAUAUUGAAAAGGGUAAUAGGAAUUUUGCCUCAAAAGGAAGAUAUGCAGAAUUUUAUGACGACCCUGUGAAGUGUUUCAUCAGGUCAGAUUGCAACGGAGGUGUUGAAGCUGUUCAGACUUCAAAGAAUACAUUAUACAGCAAGAAGGCGGUUAUAGUUGCUGCUGGUUGUUGGACUGGUUCUUUGAUGCAAGAUUUGUUUAGAAAUUGGGGAAUGGAGUUUCAUGUUCCUGUAAGGCCCAGAAAGGGUCACUUACUUGCGCUUCAGAAUUUUAAUUCUCUUCAAUUGAACCAUGGCCUGAUGGAGGCCGGUUAUGUUGAUCAUCCGUCGAUUUCUGAUUUGGAAUCAUCAGAUCAUGGACGGGACUUAUCUGUUUCAAUGACAGCAACAAUAGAUGCAGCAGGCAAUCUUCUUGUUGGGAGUAGCCGGGAAUUUGCUGGAUUCAACACUGAUUUGGACGAGUCUGUUAUUACUCACAUAUGGAAGCGAGUUGGAGAUUACUUCCCAAAAUUGAGAAGUCUUUCCGUUUCAGAUCUAAGCACAAGUAGAAAAGUCAGAAUAGGACUACGACCUUACAUGCCGGAUGGUAAGCCAGUGAUUGGGCCUGUGUCUGGCUUGUCAAAUGUGUACCUUGCGGCUGGACAUGAAGGGGGUGGGCUUUCAAUGGCUUUGGGGACUGCUGAAAUGGUCGUUGAUGUGGUGUUGGGUCGUCCAGGAAAAGUCGAUAGUGCUCCUUUUGCUGUGGAUCGAGUUCUUGAGUAAACACGUAUGAUUCAUGAGGCUGUAAGUAGCGGUCUAGGAUGUGAAAGCAUACAUGUUCACUUGGAAUUCUCAUACAUAAGUUCUGAGUGUGAGUUAUGUCCCUGUUGAUGUCUCUAUAUGUAGUGACUCUUAAUUAAUUUUCUUCAUCAUGUAACCCCUUUCUUUUAUUUUAUUUUUAUAGAAACUUCUGUUUUUUAGUAAUGAUCUUAUGAAAGAAUUGUUAAAGGAUA
This is a messenger RNA of Medicago truncatula (barrel medic), 1791 nucleotides long. RefSeq names its product D-amino acid dehydrogenase. The transcript has 9 exons. The record is from RefSeq and is a predicted model, not a curated record. Bases 152 to 1561 code for a protein of 469 amino acids. Gene Ontology annotation, cellular component: cytoplasm. Lineage: Eukaryota; Viridiplantae; Streptophyta; Magnoliopsida; Fabales; Fabaceae.